Molecule: messenger RNA, 2988 nt
Organism: Xenopus tropicalis (tropical clawed frog)
Lineage: Eukaryota; Metazoa; Chordata; Amphibia; Anura; Pipidae
Gene: bnip1
Product: BCL2/adenovirus E1B 19kDa interacting protein 1
Exons: 6
Coding region: 238-867 (209 amino acids)
Biological process (GO): retrograde vesicle-mediated transport, Golgi to endoplasmic reticulum; membrane fusion
Cellular component (GO): endoplasmic reticulum membrane
Molecular function (GO): SNAP receptor activity
Source: RefSeq, a predicted model, not a curated record
GCUUACCAUUAAGGGUCCGAGUUUGUAAUAUUCCCUAUGCAACGCCACCUAGCGGCAGGCCGAGCUUACGUACCAGUUCCGAAGACUCCAAACUCAAUGGUUUAUGUUUGAAUGCGGACUGGUGUAGCGUUACCGGCAUGUACUGAUAGUUCCCUACGGUCACAGCCUACUGUAUGGUUUGGUUAACAGAGCCUGGCAGUUUUAUUUUCCUAAAUUAUUACAUGGGCUUCCUGCUACAUGUUCCAUGUACUGCACCCUAACAGUUAUGACAUCAGAGAAUGCCCUGGUCCUCUAAGCACCCUAAAUGAUUUCAAUGCUCAAGUCAAGGAAAAAUUCCACCUGCUGAGGCUGAGAAUACAGGAUUUUGAACAGUUGGCUAAGGAGCAGGAUAAGGAAUCUGACAAGCAAGCAUUGCUGAAGGAGAUGGAGUGCCACAAGAAACAGAUGUUAAGCAACCAGACUGUGUGGCGAAAGGCAAACCUUUCAUGCAAGCAAGCAAUAGAUAAUGCAGAGAAGGAUGAACUGCUCGAUGGAGGAGACCCUACAAGGCAGAGAAAAGUAGCAAAGGAAAACCUGGCACAGUCAACGAGCAACAUCACCGAGAGCCUGAUGGGUAUCAGUCGAAUGAUGGCACAGCAAGUGGGGCAGAGUGAAGUAACCAUGCAGACACUAGCCACGUCAUCACGGACCAUCCAGGAAGCCAAUGAAGAGUUCAAAUCCAUGUCAGGGACUAUACAACUUGGGCGUAAACUUAUCACUAAGUACAACCGGCGUGAGCUCACUGACAAGCUGCUCAUUUUUCUGGCCUUGGCCUUAUUCUUAGCAACUGUACUGUACAUCUUGAAAAAAAGGCUGCUUCCAUUCUAGUCACUGUGUGGGUUUCUUACUUCAGAGGAUUUGGAUGCCCAUCUGGCGAGGACCACUGGCCUUAAAGAUUGCCAUCAGCUAACUGAACUAUACAGAAUACUCUGGAACUAGUAACUAAGACUGUGUCAGCUCUAAUCUGUUUAAAAUGGUGCACAAAGUUAAAUUAUUUGUAGGUUUAUUAUUGGUUAAACUGUUAGGGAAUUCUGGGAGCUGUAGAUUGACAACAGCAGAAGAAACAAAGGCUGAACAUCCCUGCUUUAGACUGUGGUACUGGACCUGACGUUUGUGUUCCAUUCAUGUAAGUUGCCAUACAAUGGAUUUUAUGAUAGUCUUAUGUACUGAUGUAAGUCAUCACUGAAACAAAUGAUCAUUUACUGUAGACUGGUGCUUUUUGGUUACAGUCUUAGGCUAAAACUGACCAUGCACAAGCAAAAUUACCCAAAUGCAGACGUUUGCACAGUUUGAUGGGCUUUGUUGUUGUUUUGAUCUUUUGGCUACUAAUGGGCGACCUGUUGAUGAGGACUACAUUAGAGGUGUGCAGGCCAGCCCAAAGUCCACAUGACCCAUGGGUUCAUGGGUGGGUUCGGGCCAGCAAUGUAGUGGGUAGAACUAUAUGCAGGACUGCCUCCCCCAGCCAGUCCUGUUCUGGCAUGAUUCCUUUGGCACUAGCAUUUAUAGACUCGCACCUCACUGCCUCAUCCUUUGACAUCAGAGAUGGAGAGUUCCGAAUCAGAUAUAUAAACAGUAGCAGUGUAGCAGGCAUGUACAGCCUUUUGUGGUUCUUGCCUGACAGAAUUAUUCAGCAUUCCCAAACAAUAGCUUGUUAAGCCCAAUAAGAUUUUGAGGCAAUUGUUUCAGUCCAAUAACCAGGACUCAGCCACCAUCUAGGUCAAGGGUGGUCAAGUCAGCUUCUUUCCUGCCAUCACUGAUGUAAAAACAUCAUCAGUGAGAGGGACAUUUGCCCAAAGACAGGACAGCAGAGGACUCUGGGGUCAGUGGUAGUUCUAGCUGUAAAUCUUGUGUAAGAAAAUAAUUUGAAUGAACCCUAUAAUUGGUUAUACAUAAUAAAUAUAAAUAUGGAGGACAGAAGGUAGCUGGGCACAAUAUCAUGCUGAGAUUUACUCUCUAUUCUGGAGAACAGAGACUUUCAGCUAUUCAGAAAAGCACUGUGUACAAGUGCGAAAAUUAACAUGGUGGAUUGCGCCUGUUUUAGACACUUUGUACCUUGUCCUGCACUUUGUAAAUGACCCCUGCAAGAAAGCAAAGCAGAAAUCACAGGGAUGUAGAUCAUCUGGUCUUUUAAUAAUUAAGAUAUAGACUAACUGUACUUAUGCAGGACAACUGCAAAUGACUUUUUUUGCAAUUUGUAUAAAUAACCUCACUUUCCUCCAGUGUUUACUUCAGUCUACAGCUACAGUGGUACCUUACAACAUGUAAUUUCUUCAGGGGGUGGAAUGUCAGGAGUGGAAUAUUGUUGAAAAUGUACAAUAAUACUGUGCUCCUUUAACACAGCCAUUUCAGGUGACUUGUAGUAUCUCACAACUGAAGGCAACUUUUUUGUCCAGCCAUAUUGUAUUGUAAGUUAGUGUCUCUCUAUAAAAUGUCUGCUUUUCAUCCAGUUAAAUAAAGAUGCACAUAAACUGCUAUAUAUCUGUAAGAAGCAGUAUGGCCAUCAUGCAGACUAAACGUUUAUAUGGUUUUUGUCAUGAGUUAUUUUUAACAGAUAAUGAGUGUCAAACUUGUGGCUAUUCUACUGCAUGGAAUCCCCCUUCACCCUGAAAGCCAGAGAAGAUGGGGUUAUAGCUUCCGGUAGCAGGAAGGCUGCUCAGUUUAUAGCACUAACAUAUAAUAUGUGCUUGUCAUUGCAAGCCAUUAAUUCCAUUGUGCUGUGUGGAGGAAACCAUGUGGGGGCUGAGGCUAUUACUAGCUGUCCCUUGUACAGAAGGCAACGGCACAGAGAUCAGACUUCCUGUGUCUACAUGGACCAAUUCUCUCAUGGAACUUUCAAUUUCCUUUAAUUCUCAUGAUAUUUUAUGUGAUUACCAUUUAACUAAUGUCAUGUCAGCUGGCAGGAGGACAGGAAUAAGUUUUUGUCUUCUUUAAUAAAUUAUAUUUAUGAUA